AUCAACAAAUUGACAUAUCAUAUCAUUUAUUCAUCACAAAAAUCAAAAUAAAAUCCUUUCAUAUUAGUUUAUCAUAAAGUUAAAUCAUAACUGCAACUGCUCAUAUUAUUCUUUUUCGAGUAUUUGAUCUUUCACUGUCUUAAUACAUACAAUCAAGACAGAAAAGCACUGUUUACAAGCGGUAGCGGUUGAAAUCUGCUGCAUCCGUCCCCCACGGAGGCUCGCAGCGAUGCAUCGCGACCCCGCAGACAUGGCUCGGUGAAGCGAAUGGUGGUGCGACUCAGUCGCGUCAAGGGGUUAGAGGGGCGCCGUAAUGACGUGGUGUUCACGCCGUGCGCGCGCCGCGUGCAAACGCCGCCCGCCCUCGUGUUCUGGGGCGGCGACGUGCAGGACUAUCCGGAGAUCAUGCAGACGCACCGCGACAAUCGGAACUUUAUCAAGUGGAACCUCGAAAACACGGCUCGCAUCCUCAGCCAAAACUUCCCCACCUACCACAUUGUAGUCGUUCGGCCCUCCAGGAUCGAGUACAAGAGCUUCAGUUGCUAUGACAACUUCGUGCCGAGCAACAACGCCGGCGUGCCCGAGCACACGCCUACGCAUAGCGCGCUGCUGCACCUGCAGAGGUUACUGCAAGAAGUGAGUAAUCAGGUGAAGAAUAUUCCCGAACAUGAGCUGCUGGCGGGCCUGGAGGCCGCGACCGAGGACACUGUAGAUUUGAACAGUACAUCGCCGAAGCAAGGCGGCUCGAACGGCGCGGCCAGUCCAGCUCAAGAGACCCUCGAGCCGCCGGCGAGCCGUCUGUGGUGGCGGCCGAGCCUGGCGCUGCAGGACUCCAAGAUGGCGCUGGUGGGCUUCAGCAAGGGCUGCGUGGUGCUCAACCAGCUGCUGUACGAGUUCCACUACACACACACGCUCACGCCCGCCGACACGCAGGCCACGAGGUUCAUCUCCAGCAUCUCGGCGAUGUACUGGCUGGACGGCGGGCACGCGGGCGGCCGCAACACGUGGCUCGGCUCGCGCUGCCUGCUCGAGACGCUCGUCAGGCUCGACGUGGAGAUCUUCGUGCACGUGAGCCCGUACCAGGUGUGCGACGAGGCGCGGCCGUGGAUCGGCAGGGAGGAGCGAGCCUUCACCGCCAUGCUGAGGAAGUUAGGCGCCAAUAUCCACCGCUACCUGCACUCGGACGGCGCGCCAGUGACGCUGCUCACACACUUCAACGUGCUCAGCAACUUCCGAAGCGUCCAGGACUCCGGGACCCCCAGCGCGCCUCCGGAGUCCGACACCGACGAGACCACCAAAUAAAACAUACCGCCUUACAAACCUUGUUUAUUGUGCUGUGCUCAGCAGUGGGCGAUAAAGGGCUGAUAUGAUGAUGAUGAUGAUGAAACCUUGUUUGCUUCAAGAGUUGCCGAUGUGCGUGUAAUCGACUAUUGUCACAGAAUAAAUAAUAUUACUAGGUACAGAAGACUCACUAACGAAACACGUCGGUUACGAUCAGGAUAGAUAUGGCCGCUAGAGGUGGCGACAGUGCCACGCGCGGCUUAUGGCUAGCCACAAAAAUUGGUGUGGAACGGAUGUACUUGUAGCUACCUGUUGUAAAGCGACGAAAUCGCGGAGUGAGCCACGCCUGCUAUUGUCAAGGUGCACGAUUUGUUGAAUUCUACGCUAAAUCUUACGCUAAUUCAAACGGCUGCCGCUAGCAUUAAUGUGCUACAUUCCAUGAGAGUACGUGUGUUUGUUACACUCAGCGCCACUUCUCCUUCCAUCACCUUGCCAAUGGUUGCGAGCGAACUUAUACUGCAAAACGUAAUUCAAGACCAAGAAAAGUAAGAUAAUGUUGCCACUACAAUAAUUUGUUUGUAAAAUAGUAAAUUCAUUUUGAUAAAUAAUCACGGUAAGAUAAUUUAUUUAUUAGUAAUUUUACUCCUGCAAUCUAAAAAAGCACUUUUACUUACAUAUUUUUACAUAAAUACAAGACGCGCUAGUAAAAAAGUGGCAACAUGUCUUACUUUUUUUGGUCUUGAAUUACGUUUUGCAGUUUAGCACAUAAAGCAAUCGGGCAUUCUCGGCUCCGUUCGGCUCAGCAUCCGCCAAUCAUCGAACGCGCCGCACCCGUGCUUGACACACUCGUGUUAUUUUUUUUGUGGAAUUAUCACUCGUUCUUCGUAGUUCUAAAGAAGAAGAAAAAUUACGACCCUGCUUAGUACAAAAUGUUUACCUAUUACCUGAAUAGCUGUUAUUUUAAGGAAUAUUUGUAUUUGAAAUUACUAAAACCGCCUAAAUGAAACAUCCCGUUUUUUGACAGACUAGCUGAUCAAUGUAGUGUAAGCAAUCGAACACAAUUUAGGGGUCAUCCAUUAAUUACGUCACACGUUUAGGGG
This is a messenger RNA of Cydia fagiglandana, 2381 nucleotides long. Its product is annotated as mitochondrial protein C2orf69 homolog. The transcript is spliced from 11 exons. Lineage: Eukaryota; Metazoa; Arthropoda; Insecta; Lepidoptera; Tortricidae. The record is from RefSeq and is a predicted model, not a curated record. Gene Ontology annotation, cellular component: mitochondrion. The coding region runs from base 268 to 1302 and encodes 344 amino acids.